AUGGCCACCUCAGCUGUAGCGACGGAAGUCCAACAAGACCGCGGAGUAGGCUUGGCACUGAAAGAUGGACCUAUCCAGAACCAUGUUGCCACGUCGCUCAACUACUACAACGAUCCAGGAGACGGCUCCUCACCAGAGCCGGUCUACGUAAAGACAACUACAGUCACAAAUAAGAGAGCCACGGUUGCCGUUCCGGUCAUCGUGACGGACAUCACAGGCCAAGAGGAGGACUUCACCUUGGAUAGCCACGGAUUUCAGCUCGUCCGUCAUGAAGUCAAGGCUAGGUGCCAAAAAGAUGGAUACAAGGAUGAGGCUCAAAUAGAAGCUGAAUACUACCCGGAGAUGGAACAGCUCCUAAAAGACGUUACUGGUGCCUCGCGUGUGUUCAUCUUUGACCACAAGACUCGGCAUGGACCGACAAACUGGCAUAGUCUCGGGGCCGGGAACCAGGCCCUUCGCGGUCCCAUUCUUCGUGCGCACGUGGAUCAAUCCUAUGCUGGCGCCGAAUUGGAUUUAAAAUGGCAUCUGCCUGAUGAGGCAGAUGAGCUCCUCCAGCGCCGAUGGCAAAUCAUAAAUGCAUGGAGACCCAUCAAGACCAUAUACAAAGAUCCAUUCGCAGUGGCCGAUUCAAAUACCGUCGCAGAAGAAGACCUAGUCGCCGCAAGAAUCAUAUACGAAGACCACGAGCGGGAAACCUGGACCGUGAAGCCCUCGCCAGCACACAGAUGGUAUUUUAAAUAUGCACAGCAGCCAGACGAGGUUCUACUCAUCAAAUGCUAUGAUUCGCUGCAUGGAGUCGCCCGUCGAGCGGCACACUCGGCCUUCCAGAACCCGCAACAUGUCGACGGCGCGUGGAGAGAGAGCAUUGAGAUAAGGACAAUGGUCUUUUACGACGAUGGGAGGGUUUGA
Scedosporium apiospermum is the source of this 909-nucleotide messenger RNA. RefSeq lists its product as uncharacterized. The record is from RefSeq and is a predicted model, not a curated record. The transcript is spliced from 4 exons. Lineage: Eukaryota; Fungi; Ascomycota; Sordariomycetes; Microascales; Microascaceae. Bases 1 to 909 code for a protein of 302 amino acids. Gene Ontology annotation, molecular function: oxidoreductase activity.